CUUCUUCUCUGCCUACUCAGACUUCUCCCCGUGGUUGCCAAUUGCUCUCCCGCGCCGUUUCAGGGGAGUCAGUAAUUGGCUUGAAACAGUGUCUAUCUCCUGCAAGUCGGACUCCGCGUCACCAAUUUCCUCGUUCGAGAAAUACUAUUCUACUACUCGUUCCGCCGUUGAUCUUCUCUUUGCUCAAUUCUACUUUCUCCAGACAACAGCAACCGCAACAAUGGCAGACAACAAAGUAUACCGCGCGAGCACCACGGCUCCAGUCAACAUUGCCGUGAUCAAAUACUGGGGCAAACGCGACCCAAAGCUCAACCUCCCCACCAACUCCUCCCUCUCUGUUACCCUCUCCCAAUCCGACCUCCGCACCCACACCACCGCCUCCUGCUCCCCCUCCUACCCAACCUCCGACUCCCUCCUCCUCAACGGCUCCCCCCAAGACGUCUCCGGCGCCCGCACCCAAGCCUGCUUCCGCGAACUGCGCACCCUCCGCCAAGCCCUCGAAGCCUCCAAACCCUCCCUUCCUAAACUCUCCACCUACCCGCUCAAAAUCGUCUCCGAGAACAACUUCCCCACGGCCGCGGGCCUCGCCAGCUCCGCCGCCGGCUUCGCCGCCCUCGUCCGCGCCAUCGCCGACCUCUACGAGCUCCCCGCGACGCCCACCGAGCUGAGCAAGAUCGCGCGCCAGGGCAGCGGCUCCGCGUGCCGCAGCCUGUUCGGCGGCUACGUCGGGUGGGACAAAGGCACCGCGGCCGACGGGUCCGACAGCGUCGCGUACGAAGUCGCGCCCGCAGCGCACUGGCCGGCCAUGCGCGCCGUCAUCCUUGUUGUCUCUGCGGCGAAGAAGGGCGUGUCCAGCACGACGGGCAUGCAGACGACCGUCGCCACCUCGUCCUUGUUCCCAGCGCGCGCGAACGAGACGGUCCCCCGCAGGAUGAAAGAGAUGGAAACGGCGGUGAAGGCGAAGGACUUCGAGACGUUUGCGCGGGUUACGAUGAAGGAUAGCAACUCGUUCCAUGCGACGUGCUUGGAUACCGAGCCGCCGAUCUUCUAUCUGAAUGAUGUGUCGCGUGCGGCGAUCAAGGUUGUGGAGGAGGUGAAUAAGGAGGCGGGGAAGACGGUUGCGGCGUAUACGUUUGAUGCGGGGCCGAAUGCGGUGAUUUACUACCUGGAGGAGAGUGAGAAGGAGGUUGCGGGCUUGUUCAAGGCGAUGCUUGGGGAGAAGGAGGGGUGGGAGGGUGCUAGGGGGAGCAAGGUGGAGGCGAAUAAGAGCGCGUUGGAGGUGGUGGAGAAGGAGGCUGGUGUUGCUGUUGCUGGGUUGAAGGAGGGUGUGGCGAGGGUGAUAUUGACGGGUGUGGGCGAGGGGCCGCUCAAGACGGAGGAGACUCUGAUCGACGAGAAGGGGGAGCCUGUGAACACUGUCACGAACGGCUCGUGAGGAGGUGAUGGCGCUUUCGGGCUGUUUCAACAUGAGCGUUGCUGCAUGAUACAGGGGACGUUGGCUAGCUGCCGCUUUCUGAGAAAGCUUGUCAGGCAUUUGCGAAUACCCGUAAAUAAGAAAACACUUCAAGGACCUCACGAAUCGCAUAGAACCAAACGUGCAGAUGAUUGACACAACGCGU
Mytilinidion resinicola is the source of this 1619-nucleotide messenger RNA. RefSeq names its product diphosphomevalonate decarboxylase. The coding region runs from base 221 to 1435 and encodes 404 amino acids. The transcript has 2 exons. Gene Ontology annotation, molecular function: diphosphomevalonate decarboxylase activity; ATP binding. Gene Ontology annotation, cellular component: cytosol. The record is from RefSeq and is a predicted model, not a curated record. Gene Ontology annotation, biological process: isoprenoid biosynthetic process; isopentenyl diphosphate biosynthetic process, mevalonate pathway. Lineage: Eukaryota; Fungi; Ascomycota; Dothideomycetes; Mytilinidiales; Mytilinidiaceae.